This is a messenger RNA of Durusdinium trenchii, 1655 nucleotides long. NCBI's taxonomy places the organism in Eukaryota, Dinophyceae, Suessiales, Symbiodiniaceae. The record is from the annotation of a GenBank genome assembly.
GCAGAAUUGUAGCUGCUGAAGUUUCUUGACAAUCGCUGAAUGCGCUGGAACUCAACGUGCUGGAGCGAUGACGGAGGUCUCCUUCAAAUGGGAGGAGCCUGACAAGCUGCGCGUCGGCGGUGGCAAAGGUGCAGGGAAGCAUGCAGCGGCAUUGCUGGCCCAGGAGGUGCAACUGGCUGGGGAGGCUGCAGAGGAGGCCCGGAGAAAUCGAGAGGCGCGAGCUGCGGUGGUGCCAGCGGCCAAAGUUGCCAAAGCUGCCAACCAGAGUGGCGAGUUUGUCGGCGACAAGCAGGUCUUGGAAUUUGCUUGCGAUGCCAGCUUCAUGCAAGGUCGUGAAGAGGGUCAUUUGGAUCGGCAUGUGAUGGUCAAGGACCUCCUUGCUGCCUCCAAAGCCCUGAAAAUGCCCCUGUCACUGGAAAAGCCAGUGGCCCUUUUCUCCAUCUACGACGGACAUUUCGGGACAAAGUGCUCGGAAUUCGCUGCUCAGAACUUCCACAAGAAGCUCUUGCCGCGUCUGGGGAAGGCUAGAAAUGAGGAACAGAUUCGGGAGAGUUUGGUUGAGGCGUUGGCCGAUUUGGACAAGGAGUUCCUGACUAAGUUCCGAACAGAGUGCAUCAUUAGCAUCAUGAGGGGCUCUGGAGGCUAUUCAAACAGUCUUCGACCAGGACAAGCAAAAUUGGGGGAGGACGUGAUAGGAGAAGAUGAUCGUUCUGGAUGCUGUGCACAGCUGGCGUUGCUAGUUGGACGCAAACUCUAUCUGGUGCAGCUGGGGUCGGGUGGUGCUAUGCUUAGUGAAGGGGAUGGUGGUUGCAGGGUCUUCGCCGCUGGUGAGCUGGAUGUUGAAGAGGACCGCAUUCGUCAAGCUGGCGGACAACUCCUGGAGGUGGCGCCUGGUGUCAACCAUGUGGCCUCGGCCAACUUUGAGAACCGGCUCAAGGAGUAUCGAAUCCAACUGGCCUCGGGUCUUGGUUGCACCUUGACACCUCCAAUGACUUCACCCUUUCCACGAGCGCUAGGUGAUCGAGAGCUGAAGCCUAUCGUGAGUGUGAAGCCAGAGGUGCACGUCCUGCCCUUGGAGCCAAAUCAUCGCGCCUUCACACUAUACUGUGAUGGCAUUGCGGAGGUCAUGAGCCCUGAGGACAUAGAUGUGCUUCUCAAGAGCAUGCCUGGACAAGAGAAGGGCGCGCCAGGGCGGCUUACGCAAGAUGCUUACAAUCGUGGCAGUGAGCAGAACCUCACCGCCAUCACCGUCUUCUUCCGUUUCCCUGCGAAGCGCAGCCACGCUGAAGCAUUCCCAGAGGAGACGCCACGGACGCCGCAGACGACAGCAACGGCGCCAGAGGCAAAGCUGCCGCCUCCAAGGACGGCUCAGGAUUUGAGGGAUCUCAAAGCAGCGCGGAGAUCUUCGGAGCAGGAGAGGUCCAGGCACCAAGAGGCGCCGCAGAUCAUCGUUUACUGCCCACAGGAGAACAAAGUGCACAGUCUUCUGGAACAAGCAGGGAUGCUCUUCGAGGAUGUGGACGGUGAUGUGGCGCAUGAGUUCCUUGAGGAAGAUGCAAAUGGGCUUCGCGUGGGGAAGUGCAUGCCCAUUCGGGUUUGAUCUCAGAUUCACCCUCAGGUCCGCAGUGGUAGAGCUCAGGAUGUUUCGACUGCGC